AUUGACCUUCACUCUUCACUUCCUACCUCUGCUUCCUUCUCCAUCUCGCCCUAUAUCUUGUUCUCCCAAAAACAAUGAAAUAAAAUAGGGCAUUCAUCUCAGAGCCUUCGCCUCUGGUUCUCGAAGCCUCGCCUAUGACAUGGGCCUGCUAGGCAACGAUGAACCAAAAUCUGACUGCUUUCUCCAAUACUCUGUGAGUGUGAUCUGGAUUUGAAUAUAAGUUUCUUAGAUGUGCUGUCUGGGUUUGAAAAUUUGCCUCCCCUUCAUGAGUUAGCAAUCUGGGUUUGCAUGUGUUGAAUAUUUCAUGGUUAUUCGCCUACUGCAAUAUAAAGUCUUCCCCUUUUGUUUUGAUUCUACAUUUGAUUCGCUUCUGUUAUUUGUAUUUGAUUGAGAGUUUUGAUUAUGUGUGUUUCAAUUUUGAUUCUAUUUAUUUUGUAAUUAUUUGUGUUGUUGAUGGAUUUUAUUUCAUUGCCAUUGAGAAUUUGAGUAUUGGCUUCCAUUUUAUUCAUAUGCUAUUGAUGAGAUUCUCCACCUACUAUUUCGCAAAGAAGAGGGAGAUGGGAAGAAACAGAAAAGAGAAAACACUAUAGGGCUCCCGCGCCCUUUUGAUCAAAGGCCGCUGGCAAACACGCUAAAGGAAGACGGCAAAAGACGCAGCAGAAGCCUGUGGCAGAUUUACACAUAGGCCCACAGAUGCAAGAGGAGAGGAGGCCCUGUACAAAUGCAGGCAUGUAAUCGCAGCAAUCUGGUAACGUUCGUAAGCAAUGCAUUACAAAGGAAAUUUACACAUUCACCCCAUAUCAUGCUGCACGGUAAGGUAAACGAUGAGGGCAGAAAUGUCAUUGAAGAUCCUCCUAAUCAAUUGCAAUUCUACUUCGCAUUUCACUGUUAAUUUCUAGAUAAAAGUAAAACCCCAAAACUACGGUUUCUUUCCCCAGCCGCAGCCUGCAGCAUCUCCACCAUUUCCGUUCGGCCGCGCUUUGGUUCAUCUCCUCCCUUAACCCCGGAGCUUCUUGGAUUCUCUUCUUCCCUUCAGUUCCUCGAACUCAAAACAACCUUUCCCUUCAAUUCGAUUCUCUGUUCUCCUUUGUUUCGAUUCUCUAUUAAUAGUCCUCGCUUAUUCCCUUCGGCAAUAGCUGGCAUCUGGGUCUGACAUUUACUCAGUUCUUCCUCUCGUCUCAACUAAGGCUCAAAUUUGAAAAAUGCAAGAAUAUGCCAAAUUCCAUAUUGUGAGGAUGUUUCUCCAGAACCUUAAUCAUUGCAAUCAUAGGUUGAAGUCAACAUCAUCACCUAUUUAUCUUAUUCGAAAUUUCUCACUUUGGUCCAUGAAGAAGGAUCCUGAUCUUGAGUCAGCCCUUUCACGAAACCGAAGAUGGAUAGUCAAUAAUCAAAUCAAGAACAUAAUAUUUAGAUACCCAAACCAGGUGGUACCUGUCAAUUAUCUCCAGAAGAAGUUCAAGACUCUUGAUCUUCAAGGAAAAGCUCUCAAUUGGCUUAAGAAGUACCCUUGUUGCUUUUCAGUGUUUCUUGGGAAUGAUGAGUAUUAUUGUCGAUUAACAAAGCCGAUGAUGUUUUUGGUGGAGGAGGAAGAAUAUGUGAAAGAAAAGCAGGAACCUGUGUAUGUUGAGCGGUUAGCUAAAUUGUUGAUGAUGAGCACGAGUCAACGACUUAAUGUUGUCAAACUUAAUGAGCUGAAAAGAAAUUUUGGAUUUCCUGAUGAUUAUUUGAUUAGAAUUCUACCAAAGUAUCCUGAUAUGUUUCGACUUAUUAACCAUAGUGGGAGAAGGAGCUCAAUGGAGAUUGAGCUUGUAUCAUGGUAUCCAGAAUUUGCAAUUUCUGCAAUUGAAGCAUCAGCUCAAAAGCAGGGUUGUGAGCCGUGUUUUGCAUGCACAUUGCCUUCAACUUGGGUUAAAUCAUGGGAGAGAUUUUGUGAAUUUAAUUCUACUCCUUAUAUUUCACCUUACGCGGAUCCAAUAGGUUUACUGGAAGGUUCAAAAGAGAUGGAGAAAAGAACUAUUGGUUUAGUACAUGAGCUGCUCUCGCUGACUUUAUGGAAGAAGGUAUCAAUUGUGAAACUUGGUCAUUUUAGAAGAGAGUUCAGUUUACCAGAGAAAUUGAAUGUUUUGCUGCUCAAGCAUCCUGGCAUCUUUUACGUCUCAAAUAAGUAUCAGAUUUAUACGGUUCUUCUAAGAGAAGGAUAUAAUGGGGCAGAAUUGAUUGACAAGGAUCCACUUGUUAUUGUGAAGGAUAAAUUUGGGGAAUUAAUGCAGGAGGGACUUCAUGAGUAUAAUCAAAGGCACCGUUUACUCAAUCUAGAAAAAAUGAAGAAGAAAGGAAUGAUUUCUGUAAGAUCAGAGAAAAGGAAGGAUAAUAGCAUUGAAGUGUCAGAACAAGAUGAUACUGGAGAUGUAGGGGGUUUGUUCAACCCUGAGGAAAGAAAACGGUUUUAUAAAGUUCUUUUGGGUGAUGCCCCAUGAAAUAAAUCAUAUAUUUAUUUUUUUUUCACCACAUUUCACCCUGAAUUUGUUACCCUUUCGGAUUCCUAUUUUGGGUCAUUUGCUGCUAGUAAUCCAUAUUCAGAAAGGUUGUUGCUAAUAUUUUUCAUAUUCUGUAGUUCUGUAUGACUUGCAUUAUGUACUAUAUAGUGUAGUGUUGAAUAAAAGUAUCACCCAAAGAUCUGAACAGCUCAA
This is a messenger RNA of Hevea brasiliensis (rubber tree), 2690 nucleotides long. Its product is annotated as protein WHAT'S THIS FACTOR 1 homolog, chloroplastic. The transcript is spliced from 2 exons. The record is from RefSeq and is a predicted model, not a curated record. Lineage: Eukaryota; Viridiplantae; Streptophyta; Magnoliopsida; Malpighiales; Euphorbiaceae. Bases 1203 to 2477 code for a protein of 424 amino acids. Gene Ontology annotation, molecular function: RNA binding.